This is a messenger RNA of Neoarthrinium moseri, 1770 nucleotides long. RefSeq lists its product as uncharacterized. Gene Ontology annotation, cellular component: fungal-type vacuole membrane; TORC1 complex. Gene Ontology annotation, biological process: TOR signaling. The record is from RefSeq and is a predicted model, not a curated record. The transcript has a single exon. NCBI's taxonomy places the organism in Eukaryota, Fungi, Ascomycota, Sordariomycetes, Amphisphaeriales, Apiosporaceae. The coding region runs from base 1 to 1770 and encodes 589 amino acids.
AUGGCCAGGGAUCGAGACAGUGACACCUCGGGCGCGGGCGGCCAAUCAAAGCGGCCGCCGCUCAACCACCAUGUCUCGCAUGACAGCGACUCCCAGGUCAGCGAUCAUACGACGGCCUCCAGUCACCGCCCCAAGCAUCACAAGCACGUCGUCGGCGGCGGCGGACGUCUGCACUCGCACUCGCGCGUCCCGUCCUCCAAGGCCCUGCACACCAAGCCGCAUCCGCACCACGCCACCGCGUCCACCGCCAAACUACAACACCACCACCGCCGCCACCACUCGCCUUCCCCCGAGCGGCCAGAGCGACCAGACCGCCCCCCGAUGCUCUCCGCCGCCCACCGCCGCACCACCUCGGACGUGCGGCUGUCGCGUGACUCGUCCUCCUCCAACCUCAGGAAGAACUCGUCCCACACCAGCCUGAAGCGCAACCGCUCCCACGUCGAGGUUGCCAAGAAGUCCAAGUCGGCCGCCAACAUCAAGCGCUCCUCGUCGCACAAGGACGUCAGCAAGCUCAAGGGCAGCAAGACCACCGUCCACUUUGAUCUCGGCCACGACGGCCAGGACGAUGAGUGGGUCGAUGCAAGCGCCUCUGCCUCCCCGUACCUGUCGCGCCGCGGAUCCGUCGUCAGCAGCGGCCAGGGCUCCGCGAAGCCCGCCACCAGCGACAACGAGAACGAGGACGACAGCAACGGCGACACCGUGACCUCGCAGUCGCAGUCGCAGACCCUGCCCGCCGCCUCUCCGGACCAGGACAAGGCCACCCCGGACCGCGAGCGCGUGCAGCACAAGGAAUACCUGACAUCGCGCUUGCUCCAGAGAACCCCAUCCCACGGCGCGCCACCCAAGAUGACGGCCGACACCGCCCAGGUGCACCCGCGCACCGGCUCCCCCGAUUCAGCCAUCAGUCGCGCGUCUUCUACGCUCUACGGUUCGCCCAAACCCGUCGGCUCUGCUGGCGUGGGCCGCUCCGCUGACGAGCUUACCUCCCGUUUCGUCAGUGGCCCCGGCUCCGGCGUCAACACCGAGACCGGCUCCUUCUAUUCUCCCACGCGCAAGCUCGAACGGGUCAAGAGACCGCGGUCUUUGGCAAACAUACGUCAUGAGCACCGCGACUCUAUCACGGACGACCCCGAUGAUGAUAACGACAAUGACGAGGACGACAGCGCACUGGCGCCGAGGACGAGGAAGCCAGCGCACAAGGCCCCCCCUGCAGAGAAGUCACGGACGCAGCAGAAGCUUAAUCUGCAACGCGCCAGCUCGACUAUAGAGCCCGUCCCGGCUGGGGGAGGUGUUGGAGCAGUUGGCGCCAGCCCGCUGUUGGGUGGUGCCGGCUACGACAACCGCGAUCCGCGCAUCGGCAAGCUGAUUGAGCGCACCGGCAUGGAAUAUCUAGUAGUACGACGCUAUCAAAACCCCAUUGCGAGGUCGAUCGCGCGGCUCCAACAGCUUCCGGGUGCCGAAAAGACCCUGCACAUCCCUAAGCAGAAUGGCAGCAAUGGGUCGGCCCACAGCAAAAAGCCAUCGGAAUCAGGAGCAGUCGCUAGAUACGCGCUCUCAUCAAGCAUGGGGGACGCUCACAGGUCGCGGCCAGUAACACCAAGGCGUCACACCUCAUUACACAUUAAUGGUGCGAACUCGAGCUAUGAAGCUGAAGAAGAGAGGGCCCGCAUCAGUGAUCCGAGUUAUAUGGGUGGCGAGGGUGAUACGGUCGCCGCCCUGCUCAGGAAUCUUUGGGAUAAGAACAUGGACCUUUCGGCAAGUCAGGACUAG